UAAGUUCAAUGUCAAAACUCAUAAAAUGUAGAUUUUGAUCAACAGGUAAACAAAUAUUUUACUAAAAAGGUAUUUUUUGCGAAAAAAAAUAUAGUGUACUGUUUUUACAAGCAAUGGCCAACAUUUGAAAAAAUCAUAAUGCAGUCAUUAAUAUCGCCUGUAGAUCAUGAAUCGCGCUACGGCUCCUAUUACGAAGAAGAUGACGAGUCUGAGGAGACUCCGCUGCUGCCUCGCUGCCCUCGGAACGACGAACGUAUAAAGUUGCUGACUAUUAUGGCUGUCAUCAUGAUGGGAAUGUUCUUGAUGUGCGGACUAUCGAUUGGCAUUUACCUUCUGAUCACCGAAGACGAUUCGGAGAACAUGCUGCCACCGGUACAAGUACCGCCUCUUUUCGUGCCCCGUGCGGAAUGGGACGCUAUGAGUCCGAAUUUCUCCAAACCCGAGCCUGUCUUCAGGGCCAAAUCUGUUGUGGUUGACCAGACUGACACCAGACAUUGCUCUGAUAAGGAAUCCUGCAUCGAACUAAUGACGUAUUUGGAGGAUAACAUUAAUGAGAACAAGAUUUUGCCGUACAAUUUCAUGAUUUCAUCUGAUGGAUAUAUUUACGAGUAUCUCGGAUGGGACAGUCCUUCACAAUUAUAUCCAAAACUACAGUGCCUGUUAAUUGCAUUUAUAGGUAGUUUUACCUACGAAAUGCCAUCGUUUAAGCAACUACAAUCCGCGGGCAACAUUCUAACGGCAUCGGUUAGCAACGGCUACUUGAACAGGAACUUCACUUUUAUUGUCAAAAACGAUACAUUACUAGGAUCAGGCUAUAUUCGAAACACUAUCUUGAAUCAAUUCGAGACGGCUAUUGAAAGGACACAUCUGUUUAGAGCCAAACAUUAUUUCUUUAGAUCUGAUAAAAAUUAAAAUAACUAAACAUGACAUGGCUAAUCCAAACUAAAAGAAACUGAGCAUAAUAUAGCAUAUAGCAAAUUAAAAAAUAAUAACUAUCAUGAUAUAUCUAAUCAAAAAAAAAAUACUCUUAGUAACGUAGUCAUUAUAAUAUAAAAAUAACCUACAUCCCCUCCCCGAACCCUCCACCCUCUAUCAAUAAAAUCAUAGUGAUAGAGACAUUUAAGACUUCAACUAUAUACAGAAGUCUUGACGUAGAUGAAUUUAUAUAAGGUAAUGUUAAAUGUCCGCCUGUCUACUGUCCUUUCUGUUUACUGCAUCAAUAGUCUUUUUUGAUGUGCAAUAUUCGAUAGUAAAUCGUAUCCACGCACAUACUUUUCUACGACUUAUUAAAAAAUUAAUAUAUAAAAAAGAUACAGAGUACCAAGAGGUCGAUAUAUUGAAGUUUUUAUUCUUUUAAAUAUUAUACAAAAAAAAAAAUACAAUUUAACUAAAAUUCAACACCUACUCCGUCUCAAUUUUCGAAAUUUAGUGUCCAUAAAGUCCAUCGCGAGGUGACAUUUAACUAGUAAAUAUAUAUUUAAUUUAUGAGGGUAAUAUAUAUAAGGAGUAGUUAUUACGUGUUUAUUUCAUAAUAUUGUGAGACUUACAGUGAGAUUUACCCUUUUCAUCAAUUUUAGCUUUAUAUGAUAUACUAAUAUUCCUAAUAAUAGCAUAAUUAUUAUAUAUAAUAUGGUGCUCAAAACUUAAAAAGGAAUGAGUAUGUAUCUUUCUAAACUAUUUAUGUAUUAUACAACUAAACCUACACAUUUAAAACUCACGAGUGUUGUUCUACCAUUUAUAUUACGAUUUUGUAACUUUUAAAUACACAUUAUCCCAAUAUGGGUAUAAUGUAUAAAUAUUGACUAAAAUUAUAAGAUUGAUUUUUGGCCAAGCCUAAGUUAUAAUUGUAGUGAAUGUAACAUGCUUUAAUUUUCGUACCAAGACAAAAGUGAGAGUUUUUAUAAUUUUAAGGAAAAGUAGAUUUGUUAUCUACAUUUUAUCUUAUAUGUAUAUCGUAGGUACAUAUUUGAUAUAUUUUAAAUUUUAAAAAAGUGCAAUCAAGUGUCACGUACAGUGACAUAGUAACGCACAUUUUAAAGUGUUCAUAACUUCAAUUUAAUAAUAAAUAUCAAAAGACAAAUAGUGAGAUUUUUCUAACAAAGAUGUUUCGGUAGAAAAUGUCUUUUAUAUGGUUUGUGAUCUCGUCUCUCAUAAUUCUUUACAACAAAUGCAACAAUUUAUUACAUAAAUAUUUUGUUAAAGGUUCUUAUAAACCAUGUUAUUUAUUUUUGUCAUAAUACUAUAUUUUUAUUGUAAUUCUAUAUAUAGACGGGCGUGUCAUUAAUGAUUAUUCAACAGGUGUAAUUAACUAUUUGUAACAUUACUGUUGUAAUACGUGUUUUAAAAAUAAAAAUAUUUCAAUGAUAUGCGUAA
Molecule: messenger RNA, 2373 nt
Organism: Melitaea cinxia (Glanville fritillary)
Lineage: Eukaryota; Metazoa; Arthropoda; Insecta; Lepidoptera; Nymphalidae
Product: peptidoglycan-recognition protein 3-like
Exons: 5
Coding region: 139-912 (257 amino acids)
Biological process (GO): peptidoglycan catabolic process
Molecular function (GO): zinc ion binding; N-acetylmuramoyl-L-alanine amidase activity
Source: RefSeq, a predicted model, not a curated record